This is a messenger RNA of Macrosiphum euphorbiae (potato aphid), 501 nucleotides long. Lineage: Eukaryota; Metazoa; Arthropoda; Insecta; Hemiptera; Aphididae. The record is from the annotation of a GenBank genome assembly.
AUGAUACCGUGGCAGGAACGAAACUUAGAAGAUAGGCUAACCAUUGCACCUUGCAGCAACGCUGAUGGGACACACAAGCUUCCCCUGUUUGUUAUUGGUAAAUCUAAGAAGCCUAGGGAAUUCAAAAACAUAAAUUUAUCUUCCUUGCCUGUUUAUUAUCACAAUCAAAAAUCUGCUUGGAUGGAUUGCAAUCUUUUCAAAUCUUGGUUUAUCGACGAGUUUGUUCCAUCUGUUAAAAAGGACUUGAAUCAAAAAAAGCUUAAUGUUCGUGCUGUAUUGCUGUUCGAUAAGGCACCAUCACAUCCAUCUGAGGAGGAAUUAGUGAAAGGGGACAUAAAAGCUAUCUUGUUACCACCAAAUGUCACAUCACUUAUCCAACCAAUGGAUCAGCGAGUUAUAGAAUGGUUAAAGAGGCGGUAUAGCAGAAAGUACAUCAAUUCAAUUUUAGAAAAGUCCGAAGAAGGUUUUAAUAUAUUUGAAUCAAUGAAAUCAAGUAAAUAG